This is a messenger RNA of Acyrthosiphon pisum (pea aphid), 687 nucleotides long. RefSeq lists its product as uncharacterized. NCBI's taxonomy places the organism in Eukaryota, Metazoa, Arthropoda, Insecta, Hemiptera, Aphididae. Bases 170 to 475 code for a protein of 101 amino acids. The record is from RefSeq and is a predicted model, not a curated record. The transcript is spliced from 2 exons.
UAUUUGAAUACAUUUAUUCGAAUACUUUACAAGACUGUCAUCAUGCCAUCCAAAACUUACAUUAUCAAAUAUAAAACUCACUUAUUUCCCAACGAACACAACUUCUUUAACUUAACCCAUGGAUCAAGGAAUAAUUAAUUGCGUUAAAAUAUAUUAACGUCGUUUUCUUAUGAAGUCUUUGAUUGUGAACAAAUAUAUAGCUAGUACUUCGGAAAUUUCGAAAAAAAUAACAGUGCUCUACGCAAUACAAUGGUUGGAUAGCGCUGUAAAAUUAGUUAAGCGAGAAACAAUUAAAACAUGUUUCUCUAAAACUAGAUAUUUUACUUAUGAUGAUACAAAUUUUACAAAUGAAAUAGGAAAAAUGGACGAACACGUCAAAGAAAGCAUUAUGGAAAUGUGCUCAAUUAUAGUUUAUCUGAAGACGAUGGAGACGAUGACAAAGAAGAGGUAUUCCAUGAAUAAGUCAUAUCGAUAAAAACAUAAAAACAUACAAAGACGCAUUAAGAUAAAAAAUCUACAACAGUUUGCUAUUGCCCAACAAGAUGAUAAUCAUCUUUAAAUGGUUUCAUCAAUCAAACAACAUACAGAAGGAAAAAUAGCAACAAUAGCGACAAAAUAAAAAACUCUAACAUGAUUUUUGGAAAAGAUAAAUGUUUAAAUUUAGUACCCAACCUUCAUACUUAUGUA